Messenger RNA from Akanthomyces muscarius, 435 nucleotides. RefSeq lists its product as uncharacterized. Bases 1 to 435 code for a protein of 144 amino acids. NCBI's taxonomy places the organism in Eukaryota, Fungi, Ascomycota, Sordariomycetes, Hypocreales, Cordycipitaceae. The transcript is spliced from 2 exons. The record is from RefSeq and is a predicted model, not a curated record. Gene Ontology annotation, molecular function: FAD binding; D-amino-acid oxidase activity.
AUGGCAGACACUUCAAACAAUCACAUUGCCGUGAUUGGCGCCGGUGUCAUCGGCCUGUCUGUCGCACUGCAGCUGGCCCGCCGCGGAUACCUGGUUACAGUUGUCGCGAGAGAGCUUCCAGGCGACUGGGAUAUCGAUUAUGCCUCUCCCAGAGCUGGCGCACACUUUCGGCCCGUUCCUGUCAAGACAGAGCAAGACGUAUUUGAGAAUACCUUGAUGCGCCAGAGCUACGAGGAGCUGAAGCGCAUAGCUGAUGAUCCCGACAAGAGAGAUGCAGGGGUGGCUUUUAUCCCGGCUAUCGAGUACUUUGACAGAGCACCGACAGAGGAUGAACUUGCCAUGUUUGCCGCCUGGCCACAGUAUCGCCUCUUGAAUGCCGAUGAAUUGCCUAGUGCAGGAGCUGCCAGCAGCAUCAGGGUCGGCCUGACGUAUUAA